Messenger RNA from Corticium candelabrum, 2107 nucleotides. RefSeq names its product RUN domain-containing protein 1-like. Gene Ontology annotation, cellular component: cytoplasmic vesicle. The record is from RefSeq and is a predicted model, not a curated record. Lineage: Eukaryota; Metazoa; Porifera; Homoscleromorpha; Homosclerophorida; Plakinidae. The coding region runs from base 50 to 1771 and encodes 573 amino acids. The transcript has 17 exons.
GCACGCGCAGUUAUUAUUCCAUUUCCGUUGGUGUACGCCACUGCAAAAGAUGGAAAACUGCAUGAGCACUUCACAUUCGGGUUGUGAUGACGUCACCCCUCAAGACGUGCAGAGACUGAAGAUACUGGAGAGAGAUCAAGCAGAGCUCAAUACGUCACUACUGAGGUUAACAACGCAUUUUGCACAGGUGCAGUUUAGACUAAAACAAAUUGUGGCUGCUGAGAACAGUGAUAAGGAAGCACUGUUAAGGGAUCUGGAAGAGUUUGCCUUUCAAGGCUGUCCUAACGUUCAAAGUGUUCUAGACACAACCCAAGUGACAGAACAGAUGGGAGUUGCAGAGCAUGAACGACAACUAGAACAACAAAGACAAAAACAGCAAGAGCUUGUCGCACACUUACAGCUGCAGCUUGAAGACAUAGACAACUGCACAGAUCAAUCUGUGGGGUCAUUGGCUGUGGGAGAGGAGACGAGCAGUUUGGCUGUUAAGCAGAAGUAUAUUAUUGAGAAAUUGAAACGAGAUCUUAAUAUCAAACUGGAUGACAUCGAGACGAUGUCACCGGAAGAGUUAAAGGCGACUGUGGAUGCUGCAGUUGGGGCAGUGACACGUCCUGCAAGAUCAAAGGAGCAAACCAUUCAAAUGCUAAGAACUCAAGUUGCUGAUCUGGAACGUUAUAUAAGUUUCUUACAAGCAUCACCGGAUAAUCCUAACCUUCGACCUUCCAGCGACUUGCCUCAUUCCUCACGUCUCUCUUUAGUUAGUUCAGCAUCUGCACGAGACACAGAAACUGCAACGAGUACACCAACAGGACUACAUGUACCAUCUACAGGAACAGACGGUCCUUCUCCAGGAUUACAGGCAAUUCGAACAGAAGCAGGAAAAUUAAAAGUAAAGAAUCAUUCUGUUGGAGAGCGCUGCAUGUCUGUUAUGAAAAAAUCUUUAUCAGUUAUGCAUAUUGUUGCAACAACUCAGGCAGGUUUGUCAGGUCAACAAGUGCAGGAUAAACUCACUCGGUUGUCAUCAGAGAAGAAGCAACAUCCUAGUUAUGAGGGAGCAUUAGCUGCACUUGGUCUUGCUGUUGACAAUGUCGUUACGGUUUAUGCAUCACAAAGUGACCGUCAGUCCAAUGAACAGAGCAGUGAGAAUUGCACAGAAGUAGAAGCAGAUGGAAGUCCGAAAGUUACCUUACCACAAGUUGUUAGGAAAGAGUUAGGAAAUGCGUUGCUGGCGCUAUUUACACACGGACUCAUGAAUCAAUCUGGUAGCCAAUCGUGGCUUAAUUUUAUCGGCUGCAUUAGUGCAUCAUCUCGUCUUCUCCAAUCUGACAGAUCAACACCAUGGCACGUCUUCCUCCAUUACUAUCAUCUCAAACAAGGAGACGUUUACAAUGCAUCAACACCACGAACGCUGGCGAUGUCAUUCAAUGUGGACGUUACAGGUGGCAGUCCUGUCACAGCAAAACAGACGCUAUUAAGCGCCAUACAUCACGUAAAGUUGACACACGAGCCACUGAAAAAGAGUCCCGAUUCACAGUUUCGAUCUCUUAUUUGUGCAGGACUAAAUGAAGGACAACUGUCUGAGUGGUGUCAACUGGUUUGCAAGUGUAUUCCACUAAUUGAUGAAUAUUAUCAUCCCUGGAGUUAUGUGUCAGCAGGUUUUACAGAGGCUUCAUCGUUUAUGGAAAGACUAAGUGGUCUUCGUUUCUCUCUACCAGUAGAUCUACCCAUUCAACAGUUUGCUGACAUAAGAGAAGCAUUCAGUGAUCCAUUUUAGUAAUUAUGCAGGACACACACACACACACACAGACACACACACACACACACACACACACACACACACACAAACACAACAUACAUACAACAAACUACGUUUAUCAGUUGGGUGUGAAUAUGGAAAUAGUUUCUAUAGCAACUAAACUAUCGAGUAAUUAGUAAUUUCUAUUUGUUGUUUCUGGUACAAACUUUGAACAAAUUUUAUUGUCAUUGAUAUCCGCAGACAUAUCAGGACUGAGUUUCAUAAUAUCGAGUAGAAUUAGUCAUAUAGUGCAGAUAUUAUCAGCAAAUCAUGUAGCACGAAAGAAUGACAUCCUAAUACAAAUUGUUCAUAAAU